AGCUAUAUAUAAACACAACUUCAAAGUAAAGCCAACCAACUAUGAAAUUAGUGUACCCCUUUUCUUUUGAUCAACUCAUUUAAUGAAUACAACUUUUGUGAUAUGGAACUAGAACUUGGCCUUGCUAUUUCAAAUUGUAACCAUUUUCCCAUCAAUGCAAUCACGAGUUAUAGGAAGCAUGGUUUUGAUGAUAGCUUCUCCGAUAUGAAGAUGAAGAUGAAGCAAAAGCGAUGUUUUGAAGAGGCCUUUCAUGAGGAUGAAGGAGUAGUUGAACGUAAGACGUUGUCUUUGUUCAUAUGGAAUGGCCAACCAAAUGAAGAUGAUGAUAACCAUGGAAGAAACAAGAAACCUUUUAAUGCCACUUGUCACAAGGAUUUUGAGGAAGAAAGUCUUAAACUUCUUGGUUGGCCACCAAUUAACACAUGGAGAAAAAAACAAUUUCAUCAUCAAGGUCAUGCAGGUUGGAUUACAAAUGAUAGAAACAAUAACAAUAAUAAUAAUAAUAAUGUUAUUGUUGGAGGAAGAAACUCUAUGUAUGUAAAGGUGAAGAUGGAAGGGGUGCCUAUAGGAAGGAAGGUUGAUCUAAGGCUCUAUCAUUCUUAUCAACUUUUUACCCAAAAUUUACUUCAAAUGUUUGCAAAAUAUCAAAAUAGUGGAAAAAAUAGUACACGCUUUACAAUCUUGUACCAAGACAGAGAAGGAGACUGGAUGAUAGCUGGAGAUGCACCAUGGAAAACAUUCGUGGAGACUGUUCAAAGAAUUGAGAUACAAAAGAAUGAGAAAUGAGGGAAUUAGAUGCUCUAGAAAUCAUGUGCUUAUGGAGUAGCAUGGACAAGUUAUGGAGUAGCAUGGACAAGUGUAUCUUAGAUCUAAGUUGCGGUAUCUAUAGUAGAAAAAAUAGUCUUUAUUAAUUAGAUUGUUAUAUGUCACAAUUAAGUUGUUAUAUAUAUAUAUAUAUAUAUAUAUAUAUAUAUAUAUGCUACGUAUGUCUAGUAGUUUUCCUGCAAAGAGUAAUGUGUACAUCAAGGUCAUGUAAUAUAAUAUAUAGUUUUAUA
Solanum pennellii is the source of this 1055-nucleotide messenger RNA. RefSeq names its product auxin-responsive protein IAA29-like. The transcript has 4 exons. Bases 103 to 786 code for a protein of 227 amino acids. Gene Ontology annotation, molecular function: protein binding. Gene Ontology annotation, biological process: regulation of DNA-templated transcription. The record is from RefSeq and is a predicted model, not a curated record. Lineage: Eukaryota; Viridiplantae; Streptophyta; Magnoliopsida; Solanales; Solanaceae. Gene Ontology annotation, cellular component: nucleus.